Messenger RNA from Nicotiana tabacum (common tobacco), 1072 nucleotides. RefSeq names its product V-type proton ATPase subunit c''1. Gene Ontology annotation, molecular function: proton-transporting ATPase activity, rotational mechanism. NCBI's taxonomy places the organism in Eukaryota, Viridiplantae, Streptophyta, Magnoliopsida, Solanales, Solanaceae. The record is from RefSeq and is a predicted model, not a curated record. Gene Ontology annotation, biological process: proton transmembrane transport. Gene Ontology annotation, cellular component: proton-transporting V-type ATPase, V0 domain.
CACGUGUUAGCAACACCACAUUAUUGUCUUCUCUUCAACCCCUUCUCUCUCUUUCUCUCACCCAACUGAACAAAUCUUAAGAGUCAAGAUCGAGAAAGGAGCAGAAUCAGAUUCAGAAUGUCAGCAGCGUCGACAAUGGCCGUGAUUGGAGCAUCAAGCUCGUGGUCAAGAGCAAUGUUACAGAUCUCACCUUACACUUUUGCCGCUCUCGGAAUUGCUAUUGCCAUUGGCGUCUCUGUUCUUGGUGCCGCUUGGGGAAUUUACAUAACUGGAAGUAGUUUGAUUGGUGCUGCAAUCAAAGCUCCUCGCAUCACCUCCAAGAAUCUCAUUAGUGUGAUUUUCUGUGAAGCUGUUGCUAUAUAUGGUGUUAUAGUGGCAAUUAUUCUGCAAACAAAACUAGAGAGUGUCCCAGCAUCAAAGAUAUAUGCACCGGAGUCCCUUCGAGCAGGAUAUGCAAUAUUUGCCUCUGGAAUUAUUGUGGGCUUUGCCAACCUCGUUUGCGGGCUUUGCGUAGGGAUUAUUGGUAGCAGCUGCGCAUUGUCAGAUGCACAAAAUUCUAACCUUUUCGUCAAGAUUCUUGUGAUUGAGAUUUUUGGUAGUGCACUGGGAUUGUUUGGAGUUAUUGUGGGAAUAAUCAUGUCAGCUCAAGCAACAUGGCCUUCGAAAGCAUAGUCAUGUACUUCUACUUUCUCUGUGCCAUUUGGAAGCUGUAUUUGCUUUCUUUCUGAUGGUUUAUUCGUGUAAUUUUUGGUAGGAGUAUUAAUCGAGGAGGUUCUGGUUUUCCCAUUGCAUUCAGCUGAUUGAAAUUGACAUAAGCUAGGUCAUGUCUGACCUGCAACCGAUAUGUCAUUUACACUGUUGUAUUCUUACUGUACUCGAACUGAGAAAAAAGUUAGUUAAUAAGCUAUUGUUUCUUGAGAGUGCUGCUUGUACUUAUUCUCAGCAAGGGAAUAUUAUUUAUAUGCGGAUAGCGGCUGAGACAAUAAACUCCUGCAUGCAGUUACAGUGAUGUGUACAGAAUUGUGCAUGAACGUGAAUUGGUUUUCAAAUGGAGUGCUGAAUUUCUCCUUUA